Didymodactylos carnosus is the source of this 2329-nucleotide messenger RNA. NCBI's taxonomy places the organism in Eukaryota, Metazoa, Rotifera, Eurotatoria, Philodinida, Philodinidae. The record is from the annotation of a GenBank genome assembly.
AUGGGUUAUGUCUUUCAAGGUAAAUAUUCGAAACAAAUUCAUGAUCGACUUACUACAUUUGAUGAGAAACUAUUUACGAAAAUGUUGCAUGGAAUCAAAGCUAUGGGUCGAACAUAUCGUCUCUUUGGAGCAUCUAGUAGUCAGUUACGAGAUAUGUCAUUUUGGUUCAUUUCAUUUCAAUAUGAGAAGAACUUCACAUCGAAUAUGACGAAUCUUGUCAUGAUGGUCGAUGAUAUUAAAACCGAAGAUAAAAAGUAUUGUUUUACUAAUGGAAUUGGAAAAAUGUCUUGGGGAAUAGCUGGUCUAAUAGCAAUAAAAUUAGAUAUCAAAUUAGAAAUCAAGGAAGAUAUUCCAUCUGCCUAUCAGGUUCGUAUCGCAGGUUGUAAAUGCAUGUUAGUCAUCGAUCCAGAGUCGACAUUAAACGAUUAUUAUAUCAAAAUCAGACCAUCGAUAGAAAAAUUUCAAUCAAACAAUUGGGAUUUGGAAGUAUGUGAAUAUAGUAGAACACAAUUAAAAUUGAAUAAUCAAGUGAUUAUGCUUCUAUCUGAUUUGGGUAAUUCCGAUGCAAUUUUUGAAUCUUAUCAAAAUCUUGCUAUGACCAGUCUCUUCGCUUCAAACGUCAAUGAACAAAGACGAAAACUAAAAUAUUCAUCAACGACAGAGGAUCUAUUAAAAAAUAAGAUCCCAUUAGUAUUGAAUGAAGGAAGAAAUAUGUUCGGUGUAGUCGAUGAAACUGGAACGUUAGAAUAUGGCGAAGUAGUAGUGGCAAAAAUGCCCUGCUUAUAUCCUGGUGAUGUUCGAAAAUAUACUGCUGUGAACGUACCUGAAUUGCAAACACGUAUACGUGAUUGUAUUGUAUUUCCAAUUAAAGGACAUCGACCUCAUCCAAACGAAAUGUCCGGGUCCGAUUUAGAUGGGGAUAAAUACUGGGUAAGUCUAAUUAUUGAAGAAGUUUGAAACUGUACCUUCUUUGCGUAGCCUCACGAGGAUUCUAACUACUGGAACGUCUCGAUGCUCCCAUAGUGCAGGUAUUCCAACGAUAAUCUCAAAAUCCUGAACUAACCCGUUUUCGGGAUCUUUAAUCAAUCCUAAUUCCGUUCUUCAGACAGUAUGCCACACAGGCCUAAGGGAGUGCCCUACAAUGUUGGAUUUCAGUAUGAUUCUAUUAAAGCUUUCGUUUGAGAUACAACUUAUAUAAAUUGCAAAUCAAGGAAUUUUCCUUACCGUUCUUUGAAGCAGAGUAAGAUGAUUUUUGGUGAAACUUCUCUCAAGCAUCUAUACUCUGUACGUAUUUGAUCUUGAAUGAGAGACUCUCAGUGAUCUAAGAUACUUUUUGAAUAUGAGAGUUAAAUAAAGAUUUUGGAAUAUCCAAUACAGACUAGGUGAAAGUAUUACAAUGUGCCGUAAAACAUUCAAAAAAGAUUUACAUGAAUUCGAAAAGAUUCGAGCUACUUGGAAAUGUUGAAAGAUGCUUUUUAAGAACUCUGUACGUCAGGAGUAACAAACAUUUAUGUAGAAUGAAAUAGUGAUAAUCAUCAGUAUAGUAAUAAAAUAACUAACCAACUCAUUGGUGGUAUCUUUUAGACGUUCAAAGACGCUUUUGUUGCUUCUAUAACGUGCAAGCAACAGACAAGUUGAGGUUUGUAUUGUGAAUCAUUUAGUUGAACUCGACUUCUGUUGUACUUUCAAGAGGUGGUCUCUGCAGAUGAACUGCAAAAACGCAUGAAAGCAAUCUUGUUAUUGUCGACGACUGUAACAAUAUAUCACUAAUACAUAUUUUGAUAAAGCUAAAGUUGUAGAACAGUCAGGAAGUAUUCGCAAGACGAGGCAUGCCACGUCUUUGCACAUAACAACACUUAGGUAAACAUCGAUUCUUUCCGUGGAUUGCGCGCAGAAAGUGCACAUUAAUGCUGAAUAAGGCACUUUCACGUGUUCUGUUCAUUAAAAGUUGUCAGUGAUCGAAUUUUGCUUGCGGCAUUAGUUCUUCACGCUUUCCUUUUCACAUGAAGUUUGAUGAAAGAAGAAAAAGCCAGUGAAGUGUCAACCAGCCGAAUUUGUGCGUCGAAAUAAUCGGAUUGUUUUCGCACGGAACAGACAGACAGAAAAAACAAGUACCGUUCGCCGCUACUACUUUACGACGUCACUCUAUCCAUAGACUGAGGAGUCAUGGACAUAGAGGGAUGCAAACAAGGGCAGGGGCUGAAGGAUACGGGAAGACAUAUUCGCGAAAGCGAAAAAUGUUUUAAAACCAUGGUGGGCCGAUCUCCAGAAGUCGAUUCUACUUCAGAAAUGUCCGAACUACGUGCCUGAGGACAAGAUUUUAUCAUAU